Molecule: messenger RNA, 2261 nt
Organism: Daldinia caldariorum
Lineage: Eukaryota; Fungi; Ascomycota; Sordariomycetes; Xylariales; Hypoxylaceae
Product: amidase
Exons: 7
Coding region: 1-1611 (536 amino acids)
Source: RefSeq, a predicted model, not a curated record
AUGGCGGAAAUCUCAGGUGGAUGGCAGGAAAAAGUUCACUUGAAGCGCGAAGCUCAAAAUCAGGCUCUAGCGAACGUUGCGGAUAAUAACGCAUGUCAUCAAAAAGUUGACUCGUCUCUGGUAGACAUUGACGAUAUCUCAACAUUGGUCGGUCGCAUCGCCUCCGGCGAUUUAAGUUCGGUAGCCGUGACGGAAGCAUAUAUUCAAAGGGCUAUUACAGCACAUAAUCAGGUAGAUCUUACUGAAAUCCUCUUCCAAGAAGCCUUGGCGCGGGCUCGUGAACUUGAUAAUUAUCAAAAAGUGCACGGAAAUGUCAUCGGACCACUGCAUGGUAUUCCCGUUACCCUUAAAGAUCAGUUUAAUUUGAAAGGUUACGAUAGCACGCUCGGAUAUGUCAGCCGCGCAUUCAGUCCCGCGGUUGAAGAUGCAGCUCUUGUCGCGCUAUUAAAAACGCUUGGUGCAGUUAUUCUGGCUAAGACGAAUCUUCCUCAAAGCAUUAUGUGGUGUGAGACGGAAAACCCCCUUUGGGGCCUUACUACGAAUCCUUCUUGUAAGGACUACACCCCGGGCGGCUCGACAGGCGGCGAGGCAGCGCUGUUAAGCCUUCACGGAAGUCUCCUUGGUUGGGGGACGGAUAUUGGCGGUAGCAUCCGGAUACCUACUCAUAUGAUGGGCUUAUACGGAUUAAAGCCAAGCAGCUCCCGUCUCCCUUAUCAAGGAGUGCCUGUGUCAAUCGAAGGGCAAGACUAUGUCCCUUCAUCAGUAGGGCCAUUAACACGGAAUCUACCGUCGCUUACCGUAGUGAUGAAAGAGCUAACCCAGCUAGAACCCUGGAAACAUGACUCUCGCUGUGUACCUACGCCGUGGAGGGAAGAAAUCUUUCAAAAAUUUAGAACUGAGCCGCUGACAAUUGGCUUGCUUAUUGACGACGGAGUGGUCCGACCACAUCCUCCGAUUACGCGAGUACUCCACUCAUUGGUAAACAAACUUCAAGCAGCAGGUCAUGAUGUCGUCGAAUGGAAUUCCAACCUCCAUGCUGAGUGCAUCCAGGUUAUGGAUGAGUUCUACACAGCCGACGGUGGCGAAGACAUUCGCCGCGAUGUUCUAGCUGGUGGGGAACCUUUUAUUCCCCACGUAGAAGCUUUGGUCAAUAAGGGCCAGCCUAUCUCAGUCUAUGACUACUGGCAGCUGAACAAGCGCAAAGUGGCGCUGCAACAAGCCUAUCUGGAGAAAUGGAAUAGCAUCAGGUCGCCAAAGACGGGUAAGCUAGUUGAUGUAGUACUAAUGCCACCCAUGCCACAUGCAGCCGUUCCCCAUCGUGCGUGUCGAUGGGUGGGAUAUACCAAGAUAUGGAACGUUUUGGACUACUCGGCUCUAGUUAUCCCUGCAGGAAGAGUGUUGUCUAUCGAUGGCGACGUGCUAUGGAAUCACACGGCGAGGAACGCACUAGAUGAGUGGAAUGCUGCGUUGUGGACUCAAGAAAGAGAGAAAAUGAUUGAACUUUGUCUGCCGGUCGGGGUGCAGAUUGCGGGAAGGAAGCUCGAAGAAGAGAAAGUCCUCGCAGUCGGUGCCAUCAUGGAUGAAUUGCUUCAUGAGACUAACUGUGUAUGAUUGUACAUACUCGGAAGCUAUCGUCGUUACUACUUCCUAUAUUGAGCUUCCUCAAGGCUCCCUUCCACUUAUGCUUUCGGCUUCUCGAGAAUAUCUCCCGGAGGAGCUGGCAUCAUAGCUCCCUCGGGUGGUUUAUUCUUACUUUUGAAGUAGUCGCACAUCUUUGAAGGUUAGCAUUGCUAAAAGAGGUCAGGCUUAUAUAUAUAUUAAAAAAAAGAAGCGAACCUCGGCAAAUGUCAUCCACUCUACUCCCUCAUGCUUAUUGAUGUGUUCAAUCAGUCUUUCGUGCAUUAAGAGAACGUGUGGCCGACCUGAUACAUCGGGAUGGAUCGUCAUCGGGAAGAUAAAUUCGUCAUACUCGCGGUAGAAAUAAUCGAAAUGGUCUCGCCAUAUAUCCUCAACAUCCCUAGCAAAGCAAUUAGAUGUAAGAAGGAACCUCGUUCUAUACGCCUCGCGAACCUUGGAUUUACCCAGCCGUGGGAAUUGGCAGAGUUUUUCAUAAACAUCAUAGGAGGAAGAUCGUCAAUGUACCACGAGCCUGGGAUUUCUACCAUCCCUGUUGGUUGCCCCUUAACUAGAGGCUUCAUCCACUCUUCGGCCUUUUUCUUGUAGUCGAUCCUGCUGCAAGUUAAUGAUAACAUUAUAACCCA